UCACACGUUUAUUAGACGACAUCUUCUGCUCUUAUCUUUGUGUGGAACAAAAUCAUGGAGAACAAAAACUCUAGAGUUUGUGUUACAGGUGCUUCUGGAUUCAUUGCCUCUUCACUCGUUAACAAGCUCCUACAGCAGGGCCACACAGUCCACGCCACCCUCAGGAACUUGGAUGAUGCGUCGAAAGUUGGGCUUCUCAAGUCCCUUCCUAAUGCGGACACCAACUUGUUGCUGUUCCAAGCUGACCUAUAUGACCCUCUAGAGUUUGAGCCUGCCAUGGAAGGCUGUGAGUUUGUUUUCCAUGUUGCCACUCCGAUGCAGCAUAACAACCUAAGCUCUCAGUACAAGGACACAGCUGAAGCUGCUGUUGCUGGGGUGAGAAUCAUUGCUGAUUCCUGCAUUCGUUCGCAGACCGUCAAGCGACUCAUCUACACUGCAAGCGUACUAGCUGCGUCGCCUCGGACAGAAGAUGGGGCUGGAUUCAAACCCUACUUUGAUGAAUCAUGUUGGACACCCCUUGAUGUCUCAUUUCCUCAUGGCACUGAUUUCACAAUGGGGUAUAUCGUAUCAAAGACAUUAGCAGAGAAAGCAGUGCUGAGCUAUAACGACAUUGAUGGUGGUAAAUUAGAAGCAGUGACUCUUCCUUGUGGCCUAGUAGGAGGAGAAACGCUUCUCCCAAAUUCGCCUCUAAGUGUGGGAGUAGUUAUAUCACAACUUACCGGGGACUUGAAUGGUUACAAUGCAUUAAAAUUCAUGCAAGAAGUUAUCGGUUCUGUUCCUCUUGUACACAUUGAAGAUGUUUGCCGAGGACAUAUCUUCUGCAUGGAACAACCAUCGAUGAGAGGCAGAUUCUGCUGUGCAGUUGCCAGUCCUAGUAUCAAAGAAAUCGCUGCCUUCUUCCAAGAAAACUACCCGGAAUACAAGAUAGCAAAAGAAUUCGCCGAAGGACCAGAAGAAGGAAUCAAAUGUGACUUUACUAAGCUGGUGAAGAUCGGUUUUGAGUACAAGUAUGGCGUGAAGAACAUACUUGAUGACAGUGUAGCAAGUGGAAGGAGGUUAUCAGAGAGCUCUCUUUCUCAACUGAUUUAAUUUUCAGACUGCAGAAACAAAAACAUCAUAUUACAAACGCUGGUGUAAUCGUGUUUUCGUUGUUAGGCUCUGCAUAUUCUAGUAUUGUGAGAGAUCCUCACUUAUUGAAUAAACAAAAUCUUGUAUACUCAUUAGCAUAACUAUUUCAGAAUUGUAUGUGUUAAGACAAAUUCAUUCAGUCUAGUGUAAAUUUAAAAAACAAAUCAA
Molecule: messenger RNA, 1296 nt
Organism: Malus domestica (apple)
Lineage: Eukaryota; Viridiplantae; Streptophyta; Magnoliopsida; Rosales; Rosaceae
Product: NADPH HC-toxin reductase 1-like
Molecular function (GO): oxidoreductase activity, acting on the CH-OH group of donors, NAD or NADP as acceptor
Source: RefSeq, a predicted model, not a curated record